UAACUAGUAACUAUAACUAAUUGCUUUUUAAAAGUAACGUGCCCAACACUGAUAAGCGUAAAUCUGUAACUGUUUUGGUUUCUUUUGGUUCAGUUUUUGUGAUUAUUCUCUGUGUUACAGAAUUAAUAAUUCUACAAUAAAUCUCCAAAGUGUUACAUGUGCAUCUAAGUGUCUUUUCUCCACUAUACCAUUUUCAUUCAGCUGAAUGACCUGACAUAAAUAAAGCACCGGACAUAUUUAGUAACAGCUGCAGUUGCAUUUCAGUUUAUUUUGAGCUCAGCUGAUUCUAGUAAGUCCACAUUGCAUUUCUACAUAUUUCCUGUUUGUUUCUUGUUCGCUCCUCUCAUUUUGCAUAAACGAAAGAAGAGUACAGAGACAGUCUUGCUUUUAGCAUUGUUAAUUAUGUCACCAAACCAGAUUGUCUUACUUCCUGAGAAAUGAAACACAAUGACAUUAAAUGAACGGAAAAAAAAAAAUCUGGCAAGAAUUAAAAGCAGACUUCAACUACACCUUUUUUACAGCACACAAAUUACAUAAGUUUCAUGCAAAACCUGUAUUACCUUUUACAAAGUAAAAUGUGAAACUAAAAUGAACUAAAUAAAUCAACUUGCAAACAGACGCUUUUACUUUUGUCUUAUAAAAGGACAUUGCAAUAGAACAUUGUUGUAAUUUGCGUCUUUGUGGCAGUACUGUGUAUGAUUGUUUAAUGCAUCUAUUGUGUUUAUCCUUACUGCCUAACAAGUCCAACAGGUGCAUUAAACAAAGUAGGUGGCAAACCCUAAUGAGAGAGCGACAAGGACACACUCACAGUUGAGACGUCUUGGUGAAACGUGAAUUGAAUCUGUGACAACAUGGACAAGCUUACAAGAAGAAUUGUGGUUUUGGGAAAAACAGGAACUGGGAAAAGCAGCCUUGGCAACACCUUGUUUGGAAAGACUGUGUUUGAGAUAAACCAUUCUCCCAAAUCUGGAACAACUAAAUGUCAGGCAAAGGUCUCAUCCGUAAAUGGAAGAAACAUAAAAUGGAUUGACACACCUGGAUUUUUUGACACGCAAAGACCAGAACAGGAGAUGAGGCAGGAGAUAGUGAGAUGUAUCAAGGAAUGCGCUCCUGGUCCUCAUGUGUUUCUUAUUGUGCUGAAGGUGGAAAAAUUCACAAAGCAAGAGGAGGCUGUCAUAGAGAAACUGAUUGAAUAUUUCUCUGAGGAAACUCUAAAAUAUGCCAUUGUGCUCUUUACCCAUGGUGACCGGCUACCUGAGGGAAUGAAAAUAGAGGAGUUUGUUAAUGGAAGUGAAGGUCUGAGAAAGCUGGUCAUGAAGUGUGGAAAAAGGUGCCACGUCAUUGACAAUAGGUACUGGAAGAAGCCGCAGGAUGAAUACAGAAGUAACCAGACCCAGGUGGCAAAGUUGCUCAACACCAUUGACAAGAUCAUUGAGGCAAACAACGGCGGUUGGUACACCAAUAAGAUGCCGGAGGAAGUGAACAGAAAUAUACAAGAGCAAGAGGACAUUCAACAGUCAUCUCCAAACCUGUCACCAGAUGCAAUUAGACAGGAAACAGAAACUCAAGAGAACGGGAGGAGAAAGAAACUGAUUAAAUACACAUGCAUAACAGCAGGGGCAGUGUUAGGAGCAUUCCUUGGUGGAGCAAUGAAGCUGAUGAACAACGAAGGACAGAGAGUAGCUUUGGUAGUGGGGGUAGCAAUAGGAACAGUAGCAGGAAUAGCAGCUGGAGCAGAUGUGGCAUCGUCAUUAACACAAUCUACUGAGUCAACUACUGUGGUAUAUCAGGAGUAAUAAGAGGGUAAACUGGACAGGGCACAACUGACAGAGCCAAGAGAUGAGCAUAAUAAACAGUCUACAUUGCUAAGGGACACUGAUGUCUAAUAACGCAAGCGCUAAGGGCUAAAUAGCAGAUUUCUAAAACCACAACAUGUUCAGUUUAGUUAUGGACCUAUAAAUAUUCAUAUUUGGUUUCAUAUUUACUAAUAUAAUGUCCACAAGUCGACUUAAGAUCAGACUUAAGUGUAUGAUUUUCUUUUAGGAUCUUGAGUAUAUGUGAUAACAUGAGUAUCUGUAUAAUAAUAAUGAAUCUGUAACUGUCAAGCUUUGGUUUCUUUCAGUUCAAGUUGUUUGUCAUUAUCCUCUGUCUUACAUAAUCAAUAAUUCAACAAUAAAUCUGUCAGUAUUAUGUG
Messenger RNA from Mugil cephalus (flathead mullet), 2194 nucleotides. RefSeq names its product GTPase IMAP family member 7-like. Gene Ontology annotation, molecular function: GTP binding. Lineage: Eukaryota; Metazoa; Chordata; Actinopteri; Mugiliformes; Mugilidae. The transcript is spliced from 2 exons. The record is from RefSeq and is a predicted model, not a curated record. The coding region runs from base 852 to 1796 and encodes 314 amino acids.